AUGGGUGAAGAAGAAGAACUAUACAACCUAGUGCACAAGAAGACGAAACUCCCGCUGUUGCAGGCGAUCUCACCGCUGCCCUUGAUCAACAAGAGCAGAAUUCCUCCGAAAUAUUCCUGCAGGCGUCCGAAACCGGUGAACAAUCUCCGGUCGAGAACCAUCUCCGAGGAUGAGUCCACUGAGAUCUUCAAGCCAAAGCUGCCGAAGUCCUUUUACAUAAUAAAGCUGAAGGAAUGGGCAGAAGAGAUUCCAAUCAGUCCCCUGAUGCCUUCCUGGGAGACCAACAUCAUCAACCUGAUUCCCAGAACCCUGAAAACCAAAUACCCCAGAUGCCUGGAGGCCCUCCUCGAAGAGAUAAAACUGCUGUACGUCGGGGAGAUGCAGGAGUUCGCUGUCUCGUCGAUCGUAAUCAACGACAAGGAAGAGGAAGCGGAAGAACCAGAAGAAAUCAUCGUAAUCCCAACGGAAAAGCCCCUCGUCUCCCAGAACAAUCGGCAGUUCUUGAAGAACAAGAAGCAGUUCAGGUCGAACUACUUCUUAUCCCAAAAUCUCAUGAAGCAGAUCAUUUCGACAGCUAGACAGCACUUGACAUCGGAGAUCGUUGAUUUCUCGAGGUAUCGGCAGCUCGGUCUACUGAAUAUAUCCGAUUUUCAAGGAAUGAUAACGAAGAACCUGCGGAACAGCACAUCCAUCAUAAAGCACGAGUACUACAAAGAAAUAAUGAAGAAAGUGCUGUCUAAGAGGCACCUGAAGAGGAUCAAGAAGGACGAGGAGUCGAGGUUCAUGCGAUGCGCGACGAAUCUCUUCGUCCAGCAGAUCCUUCAGAACAUGAUGGAGACCGUCAGGAAGAUGUUGGAUUUUAUCAAGGAUGUGAAGCUCUGCCCGCAGUUGAGUUUCGAAUUAAUUAUCACUGAUGGUUUCGAAAAGCGUGAAGACUACGAACCGAUGAUCUCGUUGAGACCCUCGAUUGAUGAAGUGUCUGGUGUCUAUCAUCAGGUGAUCGACGACGUCUCCAAUAUCGUCAGCAACGAUUUACUCUGUUUCAAGUGCGAGGACAGCGACGAGAAUCACAUCCGAGUGAAUCUUCCGGAAUGGUUCUUGAAGGAAUCGCAUGACAAGCUGUCUCAAAUUCUGGAUAACCUGUUCCAACCGCUGAAGGAUCACUUCUCAGAGAUCGUCCUGGGGUUCAGGUACGUCUGUACACCAGGCACUCGGGAUUUCAUCCUGGACCUCGUAUCGGAGACCAGGGACUUCACCGUCUACUGCGAUCAUGUAAAAAAAUUCAACAUUUAUUUAUCGAAGACCAAUGAGAUGGUCUCGUACUUGUACUACGACGUUGGAAGAUUGAGCCAGGUAAAAGCGAAGGAGAAUCUCCAUCGGAAUAUCUCUGGAUUGAUAAAAAUCCUGAUGGACAAAAUGACAGGCUACCACUGGGACUACAACAGAUCGAUAUUCGAUGAGUUCGAGGGACUGAAGAACUCAGCGCUUGAUAUCCCGAAGAACGCGAAGGCCCUCUUUGAGUUGAGCGAGACAAUGGCACAUGCUUCAACAGUGACUGUGGAUAAGCUGCAGAAGAAGAUCAUGAACUCCGUGGAGAUGCUGAGCGAAUUGCUGCAGUUGACAGAUCUAUCGGAAGACCACAUUGAGUUCAACAAAUCGACGAUUAACUAUUUGUUCUCAAUAUCAUCGGUCUUCACCCAGAGCAAUAUUCUGUGUGAAGCGAUGAAGAGUGAACUAGAGGACGAGCUCCAGCGGAAGAUCAAUGUCCUGAACAGCCAAGUCGAAGAGAUCAUUCCGGAGUUCAUAAUAAUGGACAACAUGGACGACGCGAAUCGUGUGCAUGAAUACAUAGAAUUUUUGAAGCUCUUGGUGUCGAAGGUGCAAGAAGUUGACGAGGAGAUAAAGGCGAUAAACCACGAAGAGAAAUUGUUCAAAUUCCCUGAGACGACCUUUCCCAGGGUCGACGAGAUUAAAGACGUCAUCAUGCCGUUCUACAAUUUGAACAAAAUGAUUUUCCUGUGGCGAAGGCACAACAGCGUCUGGCUUGACGGUCCAUUCGAGUACAUCGAUUCAUCUGAAGUUGAGAAGAUCACGCUUCACUACUUUGAUGAGUUUACAGAACUCAACAAGAACACGAAGACGAAGAUCAAGCUGGACAUGACAACGCCGAACAAGCCCUUCAAGUUCUCAGGGAUAAUUGAUGAUCCGGAUCCCAUGCAGCAGCCAGCACCAUUAAAGCUGUGCUUCCAGGUGAUUCAACACGUCAAGGACUUCAAGCAGUACAUCAGACUCGUCAAUUGCAUGUGCAAUCCUGCUCUCGCUAGGAGACACUGGAACGAGAUGUCGAUCAUCUACGGGUCCGACAUCACUCCCAAUGCGGGAACAACUCUCAGGAAGAUCAUCGCUCUGGAUCUCAUCGAGAACAUGGAGAAGUACGAGGUCAUCAGCAUCUCUGCCAACAAGGAGCUCGCCCUGCAGCAGCAGCUGGACGACAUGGCUGAAGAGUGGAAUGAUGUGAUGUUCGAUAUCGGUGAAGCUGAUGGGGAUAAGAGAAGACUCGUAUUCGUGAAUCAGGAGGUGGAAAUUCAGGUGAGAAUGGAGGAGCAUCUGGUCAAGGUGCAGCAGAUGAAGGGAUCUUACUUCGUCAAACCAAUUGCUGAUGAUGUCGAUAGCUUUCACAGAAGUUUGAUAUUGGUCCGGGAUACCAUUGACGUGUGGAAUAGUCUGCAGAACGAGCUGAUCCUUAUCAAACCCAUCUUCGAGCAUUCGAGACAACUUAAACUCAAUCAAUGCGGAGAGAUGAAUCGUGUUCUGAGUGAAGACUUUGAAGAGUUUGAGGUGAUCUACGACGUCUGCGAGAAAAUCGAUGAACGUCUGAAUUCCGUCAGGAGUGGAAUCAUGCGGAACCCAACGUUCCGUGAGAUCGGAGGGACUUCUGAUUAUCUGAAUAAGCUCAGACAAUGCCAGGACUUCAUCCGGACUGCCAAUCAGAAAAUUUCCGAGCAUCUGGAGAAGAUGAGGUCGAUUUUUCCGAGGUUUCACUUCCUCUCGGAUCAUGAGAUUCUCGGAGUCAUAUUCAGUGAUGAUCCUAGGAGAGGAAUUGAUAAAUUCCUGAGAUUGUUGAAGAAGUGCUUUUAUGGAGUUAAAAACGUCAGGUUGGGAUCUAGUGGGAAUAUUGUAGCGGUUGUUAGUGAUUAUGAUCAGGAGUUUGAUUUAGGCAGCGGCAUCAAUCCUGAAGAGGAGCGAUGGCUGAUUGAAACUGAAAGAUCGAUGAUUGAUGCAGUAAAGCGGAAUAUUCAUUUGAAUAUCCAACGAAAUCGUGAAGGUCCAGAUAAUUUCGUCGAUUUUGUUUCCAAUAUUUUCAGCGUUUCUUCUGUGACUUUGAAAAUAUUUUGGACUUCGAGAGUCGAAAGUUGUCUUCGGGGUUCUGCCUCGAGACCUUCGAUUUUCGAUCUUCUGUUGAAGUCUCAAAAUUUAUCGAUCACUGCUGCAACGAAUGAAUUAAAGAAUGGAAAUCAGACUGGUCGAAUCCUCCGGAAGAAUCAGAGAUUAAUCCUGAUGAAUCUCGCUUCGAUUUUAAUCCAUCAACGAGAUGUUGUCGCUUCGCUGAUCGACAAGAAAGUGACAGACAUCGAAGACUUCAAUUGGGCAUCACAAUUGCGACACUAUUACGUCGACAAUUCGAUAAAAAUCGAGAUGAUCUACGAGACAAAGACCUACGGCUUUGAAUUUAAUUCAUUGAUCAAUUCUCCGGUGAUAAGGACUCCCCUGACCGACAGGAUCUAUCACACGAUCUUUCAAGCAAGCAAGAACAAUUAUUUCUGCUCAUUAAUCGGUCCUGCCAACACCGGGAAAACAGAAACAGUGAAGAACCUGGCGAUCAGCGAGUUGGGGCUUCAGUUUCAUCUGAUCAAUUGCACGAGAAAUUUGACUUGCGAGAGGGUGUCGAGUAUUUUGAAGGGGAUCAUCUCCUGCGGUGCUUGGGCGACCUUCAGGAACAUAAAUCAUGCGGAAGUUCCAAUUCUAUCGGCAAUCACUCAAAGAUUCAGUCAAAUCCUGAAGAUUCUGUCUUCUAAGAACUCAAAGAACUCAAAGUUCGAGGGCUUCGACUUCUUCGGAGAAUUAUCGAAGGUCAAAAACUCGGGAUUCAUCACUGUCACCAUGACUUUGAAUCCUGGCAGCUUCUCCAGAUUCAAGAAAUACGAGAAUCUUCCGGACAACUUGAGGACGAUGUUUAGGCCAGUGGCAGUUCAUCCUCCUGAUCUGGAACGGAUUCUUCAAGUCAAUCUGCUCUCCGCGGGUUUUGAAAAAGCCGAUGUUAUCUCCAGAAAGAUGAAGAUGUUCUAUAAAUUGUGUGCAGAGCAACUAAGCGCCGAUCAAAGGUACGUAUUCGGCCUUCGGUCAUUGACUGCGAUUAUCAAGAACUCGGUGAGACUCAAGUUCCAGUUCUCCGAAGAGAAAGACGAAGUGUUGAUCGUCCUGAGGUCAAUCAUUGACGUUCAUCUUGGGGUUCUGAGGCAAAACGACGUUCCGGUCUUUUUGGGGUUCGUGAAGGACAUCUUUCCAAGGGCUCAGGUGUUCCCUCCUGAUUACAGCAGCUUUCUCAGAAUCCUGGAGGAGCUGCUGGAUGUCUUCCAAGCCCCUGAGAACUUCCAACUGAAGUUGAUCCAAAUAUACGAAAUCCUUCACAUCAAGCACUCGUUCAUGAUCGUCGGGGACUCCCUCUCGGGGAAGACGACAAUCCUCAAGAUCUUAUCGAAAUGCUUGUCUCGAUUACACUCAGAGAUUGAUUAUUCAGGGAUCGAAGUCGAAACAAUCAAUCACAAGUCCAUGAGUCUAGAUACUUUAUUCGGGUAUAAUGAGGUCACCGGUGGUCAGAGAAAAUGGAUCGACGGAAUUUGUACUGCAGUUUUAAAGAACUUCUCACAUAGAACUGAAAUAAAAUACUUUAAUUCAAGAAAAUGGAUGAUAUUCGAUGGUUCUAUCGACUCUUCCUGGAUGGACAACUUAUCUACACUUUUGGAUGAUAAUCGAACGUUAUUUUUGGAUUCUGGAGAGGGAGUCACAAUUUCGGAUACAACUUCCAUAAUUUUUGAAACAGAUAGUCUGAAGGACUCGUCUCCAGCGAUGAUCUCGAGGUGUGGAGUUGUGCAUUUGGAAGGUGAUACCAUUGGUUGGAGAUCACACGUGAAGUCUUGGGUGAUUGAACAGAACUACAUUCAGUCGAAAAGCUGCAAAUUCAUGACGAAUGUCCUCAAUUGGGGAUUAGAAUCUGUCCUAAAUUUCUUGAAAGAUGUCUCAGAUGCUUUCCUGAAGAUCAGUGAAGUUUAUCUGGUGAUUUCGGUCCUGAAAUUGCUGAGGAUUUAUCUGCUAGAUGCCCUGGACGUCAACAAAAAGGAAGGGACGUCAACUAAUUUCAAUACUCACUUCGAAAUCUGGUUCCAAGCAGCUCUGAUUCUCUCAAUAAUCUGGGGAAUGGGUGGGACGUUGUCUUCUGACGAAUCCAGAAACAAGCUAGACGAAUUUUGCGCCUCCAUGUGGUGUCGACGACCUGCAGAGAUCAGUCAACCCGACGUAGUCCUUCCUGAGGGUUUAAUCCAGGACUACAAUUAUGUCUUCAAAGCUGCUGGUGCUUGGAAAUCCUGGGCGGAGAUCCUGAAGAACUCCAUAGACUUCUUCAUCGACUUCAAGUUCAUUCCAACUGCUCACACAACUCGAUUGACAUCAAUCUUCGAGAGUCACAUCCGACACAAAGUUCCCUUCAUCAUCUGCGGAGAUAAAUCCAUCGGGAAGACAACGAUGAUGCAGUUUCUUCUGAAGAAGAAGCUCCCAAAAUACAACAACGAGUACUUAUCCAAUAUUUUCAACUUGACCUCGAGGACAUCCUCCCAGCAGGCGCAGAAGUAUUUUCUUCUGAAGAUCAAUAGAAUAAGGAAAGGACGGUACGCCCCACAGAGGGACAAGUACUCGAUCAAUUUCAUUGAUGAUCUGAACAUGAUGACGGAUGAUUCUGAGAAUAGGGGAUCGAUUUUGGAGUUGAUCAGACAGAUGAUGGAUCACGGUUACUGGUUCGGCUGCAGCAACAACGACGAGAAAUUCCAGAAGAUAUUCGUUGAGAACGUCAUGUUCCUGUCGGCUCUGACUCUUCGAACCUGUAACUCUGUUCCUUCCAGGUUCAUCAGACACUUCAGUCUCUACACGAUGAAUCCUCCCUCGAAAGACAACAUCUUCAGAAUCUUCUCGACUCUGUUAUUGAAUAAUCUUAAGAAGAAUCAGUUUAGUGCUGAUGUCAGCUCCAGUGUGAACUCGAUGGUUCACGCAGUGAUUCAAGUCUUCAAUUCCAUUUCGACGAAUAAGGAGCUGCGGCCCAUACCCUUGACCGACAUCACACAUCUGUUCAAUCUGACGGAUAUUGGACGUGUGAUCAGCGGCUGUAGCUUGAUUCACCGUGAAUCAGCGGAGACUAAAGUGACAUUGAUUCGUCUUUGGACUCACGAGACCCUCAGAGUUUUCGGCGAUCGAAUGACGACCGGAGCUCAACGGAACUGGCUGUUCACCACGAUAAAGGAAGCUAUCGGUGUUCACUUCAAGGACUCCUUCGACUCCAUCUUCGAUCACCUUCCGAAGCACAACGAUCAGCUGACAGCAGAGAGCUUCGAGAGCCUGCUGUUCUGUAAUUUUAUCGACACAGGAGAUCACAAAGAGGACGCGAUGCGACGUCGGAGGUACGAAGAGGUCACCUGCAGCAGGGAAAUCCUCAGGACUAAAUUGGUCUCUCUCUUGGCUCAGUCUAAUGAAGCUGUAGAAGACCACAAGAAGCUGGACAUCAUCAUCUCCUCUGACAUUGUGACGCACUUGAUUCGCCUCUGCAGAUGCCUCUGCACCCCGUCAGGUAACUUCCUGAUGUUAUCGAUGAGCGGAGGCUCCACGGGGAGGCGUACCCUCACUAGGUUGUCCUCUUUCAUUCAAAAAUCUCAAUUCUUCGAGUUGUCGAAUGACUCCAAUUGGAGAGAAGACUUGAAGAAAGCUGCAAAGUCCAUCGCAGGCAGCACCAACGACUGCGCCUUCUUCGUUCCCUGUCGGUAUCUCAAGCAUGAACACCUUAUGGACAUGAAUUGCUUGAUAUCCACCGGCGAGAUUCCAGAUUUAUUCCCUGAAGAUGAUGAGCGUCAAGAGAUCAUCGAAUCCGCACGGCUUCCAGCUCAAAAUGGCGACAGAAACCUCGAAAUUGGAAUAAUCGAAGUUAUGAACUACUUCCACGUGCAGUGCCAGGAGAAGAUUCAUUUUGUUCUCUACGUAAAUCUUUUUGAUGAAAUGAGAUGUAGAAGAAACAGUAACUACCGGCUGUUAAAAUCGUACCCAAAUAUUCUAAACUUCUGCUUCAUAGAUUGCUUUGAGGACUGGCCGGGAGAAGCCUUUCAGCUUCUCAGCACUAGAUUCCUCCAGGAUUUGACAGUAAUCAACAGCUUCACGAAGGAAAAAAUAAUCUCCGCAUCUGUUGAUAUCUACAAUCACUCCAGACUCAUUGAACCCAUCAACAGCUACAGGACAAUACCAGGUUCUUACGCUUUCAUUCACAUGAUGAAGCUGUACUCCCGGAUCAUCACAAAGAAACACGAGAAGAUCACGGAGUCUCGUCACCGAUACCAAAUAGGAUUAGAGAAGCUGCAGUACGCUGAGCAAGAAGUCUCGAAGAUGAAGUCAACGCUGACAGAUCUGAAGCCUCAGUUGGAAUUGUCAGCGAGACAAACGGAGGAGACGAUGAGGGAAAUUGAAACUGAGAAUAUUAUAGUGGAGAAUGCAACGAUUCAGGUGAAGAAGGACGAAGAGAUAGCGAACAAUGCUGCUGAGAUUGCUGCAAUUCUGAAAUCAGAGUGCGAAGCUGAUCUGGCGGUGGCUAUUCCGAUCCUGGAGGAUGCCAUCGCAGCUUUGAAUACCCUAAAACCUGCGGACAUAACUCUUGUAAAAGCCAUGAAGAAUCCACCAGACACCGUGAAGCUGGUGCUGGCAGCUGUCUGUGUGAUGCUGAAUGUGUCCUCUGACAGAGUCAUCGAUCCAGUGACUGGGAAGAAAUCGAUGGACUACUGGGGCCCGAGCAAGCGAAUUCUCGGUGAGAUGAACUUCCUUCAAAUGCUCAAGGACUACGACAAGGACAACAUUCCACCGAGUCUGAUGUCAGUCGUGAAGAAGACGUACAUGACGGACAAGAACUUCAUGCCUCACAUCGUGGCGAAGGCCUCCAGUGCUGCCGAGGGUCUCUGCAAAUGGGUCAGGGCGAUGGUAUCCUACGACGAAGUCGCUAAGAUCGUUGCACCCAAGAAGGAGAAACUCGCUCUAGCCGAGAAAGAGUGCAACGAGAGCCUGGACUUUCUCAAUCAGAAGCGAAAGACACUCGCUGAGUUGACACGAAAGUUAACGGCCUUGAAUGAGACACUACGAGAGACUCUAGCCAAGAAGUUCGAGUUGGAGAAUGAAGUCAGGAGUUGCACCGAGAAGCUAGGGAAGUCUGAGGGAUUAAUUGCGAGUCUGGAUGGAGAGAAGAUCAAGUGGAAGGGGUCAGUCGACUUCUUGAAGAGUUCGUUGGAGACCCUAGCUGGUGAUCUCCUGAUCUCUUCUGGGGUCAUCGCUUUCCUUGCCUCGUACGACGAAGUCCAUAGGCUGAAGAAUAUCGAACGCUGGAAGGAGAUUCUCCAGGGGGAACGGGUAGCCAUCUCCAAGAAAUACGAUUUUCUGGUCAGUCUUGAAUCCAAAAUUACCAUCGACUCCUGGAGGCUCUCCGGGUUAUCCCGAAACAAAUAUUACGAUGAGAAUGGCGUUAUCAUGAAGAAUUCAGGGCUCUGGUGUCUCCUGGUCGAUCCUCAAAAUCAGGGGAACACUUGGAUUCGAAAGCUCGAGGAGAAGAACAACCUGAGGGUCUUCAAGUCGUCAGAAGUUCGACUUUCUCAUUAUGUCGAGGCAAUAAAGGCGUGCCUAGAGGUCGAUUCUCCGGUUCUGUUGGAGAAUCUGGGUGAGAACUUCAGUCCUUCGGACCUAGACGUCAUCUAUCAGCUGAAGUCUGGGAAAUCGAACGCAGAGACUGAAGGAUUUCGAUUCUACAUGACCACAAGACUUCAGAAUCCUGCACUCAAUCCGUACAUCCUCAAAAAAACAAAUGUCAUCAACUUUCAUCUACCCACAGCUGCUCUCCACGAGCAACUGCUUGAUAUCGUUGUGUCAAGGGAACAACCGGAGCUCCAGGAGAAAUUUAAUGACUUGAAUAUUAGAAGUAACGGAAACAAGCAGAUCCUCAUCGAGGAGGAAAAGAACAUUCUCGUCACGCUCUCUUCAACAUCAACAUCAGUUUCGAUUCUCGAGGAUGAGAAAGCUCUGAAGAUCCUGGAUGCCUCGAAGAAGCUGUCCGUCGAGAUCAUGCGGAAGGAGAGAGCUACGGAAGAAGCGAAAAAGGAAAUCGACAUGUUCAGAGAGUGUUACAGCAAAUUCACUUCAUUUUCCGCGAGUUUGUACAACACCACAACUUCCCUGACAUCUUUAAAUGUCAUGUAUCAGUUCUCAUUGACCUCUUUCACGCAACUCUUCAUGAAGUCCAUAGACGCCUCCAGAAGGAGUCACGUAAUCGAGAAGCGAUUGAAGUAUCUGAAAUGCUCCUUCGCCCAGACACUCCACUCGAGCGUCAGGAACUCAUUACUCGAGGAGCACAAGAUUGUUUACUCGUUCCUGCUUUGUCUCAAGAUGUUGUCGAGUGAUGAUGCCCUCAAUCCCCAGGAAGUCGACUGUUUCUUCGAGAAAGCCGAAGAUAUGGACUACGAAUCGGCAGUUCCGUCGGUCAAAUUGCAAAGAUUAGAAGAACGCUUUCCGGUAUUCGAAGGAAUCACCAGAAGCCUUGAAGAUGAUGACAGUUGGAGGAAAUUCUUGUCACCGAACCGCCCAGAAGAUGAUAAUCUCCCGCCUCCUUGGAGUUCACGCCUCUCGAUCUUUCAGAAGCUGCUGCUGGUCAAAUUCCUGAAGCCCAGCGAACUUCUCGAAUCUGUGAAGGGCUUCGUCGAUAUGGUGAUGACCCAGUGCGGGGUGCCUCCGUCAUCCCCUGGAGGACUAUUACAAUCAUAUUCAGAGUCCACGUGCCUCAUCCCCUUGGUGUUCAUUCUACCGACAUACAUGGAGCCUCUGAAAAUGAUUACAGAGUUCGAGAAAAAAUUCGGCUACACCUCGAAGAUCUUCACAGUAUCUCUGGGAGGUCCUGAGGACUCAACGAUCGAUCAAUUGAUCAGGAACUGCCAGAGGGAGGGGGCCUGGGUGGUCAUCCAGAAUUGCCACCUCGCGGAUGCUUCCACCCUUUUCCUUCUCGAGAAAAUCCAUGAAGAGAAGACUAGUGGUACCCCUGCCCUUCUGGGCUUCCGGCUCUGGCUCUCCAGUCUUCCCUGCGAGGCGUUUCCCGUGGGGAUUCUUCAGGAUGCCAUCAAGAUCUCCAACAGUCCACCGAAAGACCUGAAGGACUCUCUCCUCAAUUGCUAUCACUCCGAUCCCCUCAACAAAAUGGAAUUCAUCUCCAGCUGUCCAGGCAGGGACAAACUAUUCUCGAAGAUGAUCUACGGAUUCUCUCUCUAUCACUCUAUCCUGAGGGAGCGGGGGAAGUUCGGGACCCGCGGGUGGAACGUCCCCCAUGACUUCACACCUGGAGAUUUCAAUAUUUCCGUCAAACAGUUACAGAGUCUUUUGAUAAUUACGGAUUUCGAAAGGGGAAGGAAUCAUUUCCUGGAGGGAAUUUUCUAUCUCGUUGGGAGGUGUAACUAUGGCGGGAGAGUUCUUGACCCUGAGGACCAGGUGUUCGUCGAUGAAGUUCUCAAGGAUUUUUGUAAUGAACAGGUCGGGCUGAGGAGGAAUUACGCGGUUCGAGGAGAAGUCGCGGGAUUUGUGCGGAUUCCUGACAGAUGCGAAUAUAAAGAUUUUCUCAAGCAUGUGGAGGCCAUUCAGGAGGGCGAUGACGUCCUCAGGGUGUUUGGGAUGGAUGAGGACGUGGGGAUGAUGAGGGAUCUGGUCCAGGUGAAGAACUUUCUGAAGUCGUUGGAUUUAAUUAGAUCUAUUGACAGAAAUUGUCAUCUGGAAGCUAGAGGAUUUGAAAUGUCUCGAGAAGAACCUGUGGAUGAUUUCCCUGGAGUCUUCAAUAUUCAGGUAAUGACUGAUAAAUUUUCUGUGGAGUACUCGAAACCGUUGGAUUAUAUUCUGCGAGAGGAGAUUGAUGAUUUCAAUUCGAAAUUAGAACGACUCAGAAUUUCUUGGGAAAAUCAAGAGAUCAAGACUGAGGAAAAUAUGGGGAUUGAACGGUUGAAGGAAAAAUAUAUCCUUCUGCGGAAUUGGCUGGAGGAUCGGCUCCCGAGGGGUCCCAUCGAUUUGGGACUGAUUUCUGCCCCCAGGAAAUUAUUUUCCACGAUAAAAAUUAUGUUCUCGAGAGAACUCGCAGCGGAUAUCACAGAAAUUGAGUUGGAAACUCACGUUUUGGGGGUGAAGGAUUCUAGAGAACGUGAGGAAUUGAUUAAUGAUGGGAAAUCAAUUUUUAUUGAGGGGUUGUGCCUCGUUGGGGGCAGGUGGAAUGAUCACGAGGGGAAAUUGGAGGAAAUUGUUCAUUAA
This is a messenger RNA of Fopius arisanus, 11622 nucleotides long. Its product is annotated as dynein heavy chain 12, axonemal-like. Gene Ontology annotation, cellular component: dynein complex. Lineage: Eukaryota; Metazoa; Arthropoda; Insecta; Hymenoptera; Braconidae. The coding region runs from base 1 to 11622 and encodes 3873 amino acids. The record is from RefSeq and is a predicted model, not a curated record. Gene Ontology annotation, molecular function: ATP binding; dynein intermediate chain binding; minus-end-directed microtubule motor activity. The transcript has 2 exons. Gene Ontology annotation, biological process: microtubule-based movement.